Quercus lobata is the source of this 925-nucleotide messenger RNA. Its product is annotated as protein MODIFYING WALL LIGNIN-1-like. Bases 135 to 782 code for a protein of 215 amino acids. NCBI's taxonomy places the organism in Eukaryota, Viridiplantae, Streptophyta, Magnoliopsida, Fagales, Fagaceae. The record is from RefSeq and is a predicted model, not a curated record. The transcript has 3 exons.
GUGACUGAUACUCAACCCAAAAUUCAGCAAAAAGAAAAAAACUCACCAACAACAUUGGUUGACCAAUUCACUGAGACUAAAACUAUUUAGAACUUCUAGAGAGGAGAGUCUCUUUUUUGAGAGAGAGAGCUAAGAUGGAGCGAAGGGUGGUGGUGAUAUGUGCUAUUGUCGGAGUCUUGGGGCUCUCAUCAGUUAUUCUUGGUUUUGUUGCUGAGGCUACAAAGAUUAAGAGUUCUCAGGUGAUGUUUAACGGCUCCGAUUGUGUACGCCCACACAGUCCUGCUACAGCUCUUGGUCUAGUUGCAGUACUGGCUAUUAUUUUAGCUCAAAUAAUUGUUAGUGUUGCAACUGGGUGUAUUUGUUGUUGUUGCAAAAGAGGUUCUCAUCCCAAUAGCUCUAACUGGAUAAAAGCACAGGUCUGCUUUGUCUUUUCCUGGAUCACAGUUGUCAUAGCGGCUAUUGUGUUAUUGCUUGCUUCCUCAUACAAUAUUUAUAACUCAACCGUCCGGUGCUAUGUUAUAAAACCUGGAGUCUUUGCUGCGGGUGCCAUUUUGUGCCUUGCAAGUGUGGUUUUGGGUCUUGCUUCUUAUAUUUUAAGUUUGCAAAAGAACAGUAACAAUCAUUUUCAAGGAGACAUAGCUAUGGCACCACCUCAGUUUGCAGGGGGGACUAGCAUUUAUCAAGGAGCCGCGCCUAUAGGACAACCUCAAUACCAAUGGGGCAAUCCUGCUGUUCCUAAUCAAGGAGACAUGCCUAUGGGACAUACUAAGUUCCCACAAUAGGGUACUCAAGAACAUGUUGUAUAUCAUGAAUGGGAGAGUAUGAUGCUUAUGUAAUAAACGUACGCAUUUGCUAUAUGUGGAAUUUGAUCAGUUGUUUAUUGGUUUGGUUAAUUGUAGUUUGGCUUUGUGUUGUGUUUUGCAAA